Messenger RNA from Ostreococcus lucimarinus CCE9901, 987 nucleotides. RefSeq lists its product with no specific name. Lineage: Eukaryota; Viridiplantae; Chlorophyta; Mamiellophyceae; Mamiellales; Bathycoccaceae. The coding region runs from base 1 to 987 and encodes 328 amino acids. Gene Ontology annotation, cellular component: endoplasmic reticulum membrane. The record is from RefSeq and is a predicted model, not a curated record. Gene Ontology annotation, biological process: protein folding. The transcript has a single exon.
AUGUCGAACGCGCGUUCGCGUGCGACGCGCCGACGUGCGACGUGGUAUGUGACCUUGUUCGCGUGCGCAUCCGCGUUUGCGUGCGUCGCGUCGCGCGUGCGCGGCGUCGAAGCGUCGACAACCUAUGAGUUCAUCCACUACGCUCGAAACGACUUUUACGGCGCUCUGGACGUCGCACGAGACGCCAAUAGCACGAUCAUCGCGAAGAAGUACCGUAAACUCGCCCUGAGCUUGCACCCGGACAAACUGCCGAAGGAGAUGGACCGUGCGCAGCGCCAAAAGGCGAAGAAACAUUUUGAAGUCAUCGCCGAGGCGAAGAAAAUUUUGCUCGACGAGACGCUGCGGAAAGAGUACGACGACGUCAUCGCGUCGUUGCCGAAGUUUGCGAGACCGAAAUUUGGAAAGAGAAGCGCGUUUGAUAAGGAGGAGGUGAAAUUCAGCGCAUGGUUGGUGAUGACGGUGUUUACGGCGUUUUGUGUGUCGUUCGUUUCGGUGGCGCAGUACACUUCGAGAGCGGCGGACAAGCAAUCGUUGAUGCAGAGCGCCUUUUAUUUGCAAAAGUUAAAGAGUAGGAAUAAGAACUUACCAAAGCCCGAUCGCGUGACGGCGGAGGAAUAUUUUGAAGAGUUUUUGGUGGAGUUUGGGCUGACGGAUUUGACGGGAUGGGAGCACACGACGGGUGGGAAGUUACUCGCGAGACUGCGAGGACGCAUUCCGGAGAACGAGAAGGCGGAGACGACGGAGGCGACGGAGACGAGCGAUGCUUCGACGUCGGCGUCGGCGUCAGCGUCGGGACGGGACGGCGAAGACGCGGUGACGUCUUUAAGGAGGCGAGGGAAAAAGAAAGGGAAGAACAAAGGACGGCGAGACGGUGGCUCGAGCGGAGGAGGCAGCGUCGAUCGGCGCGCUGCGACGGCGCUCAAGCAUCUUCGCUCGGAAGGCGAAGCGAGACGCAUGAUGUUUGGCGACUCGUACGAUAUCGAAUAG